This is a messenger RNA of Microcebus murinus (gray mouse lemur), 3294 nucleotides long. NCBI's taxonomy places the organism in Eukaryota, Metazoa, Chordata, Mammalia, Primates, Cheirogaleidae. The record is from RefSeq and is a predicted model, not a curated record.
UCUCCCUUCCCCCCACCCUUGGUGCCUAAGCUUUCGUCCCCACCCCACUGGUGCUACCUUCCUACAGGUUUCACAUGUGUCUUGGCUAGUGUGGCAUUCUCCUCCUCUUUCUGUUCCGCUUCCAGCCCCUGAGUUUUGGCUGGACCUGUGUGGGGACUGCAUUUCCCAGCCUGCAGCUAGCUAGGUGUGGCUGAGUGACUAGGCCUAAGCCAGUGGCCCAUGAAUGAAGUAUCUACCAAUACAAAGCUGAGAAUCCCAGACUCGUUCCACUGGAAAUGGCAUUGACCUGACAAGCCUGGGAAGCCAUGGGUUAAAUCUGAAUAACUGCCUGGCUAAAACCUGCCGGUAUGAUAGAGAGGAUCUUUUGUUACAGCAGCUCAACAUGUGCACAACUCGCUCAGUUACCAGCCUGCCCGCUAACCCCCCUGGGCACAGCCUCAUACCCCUGCCAGGCCUUUCUCAACAUCGUCAUGAGAUAAAUCUCCUACAAUGCAAUUCUGAUCGCGUCACUCCCUACUUAAAGAUGGACAAGCAAAUAAAGAACAGAAAUCACUGCUGUUAAGAGGAUUAAAGCAGGAUGAAGUAAUGGCAUAAUGGAAGAGCUCCUUUAUGUUGGAUAGUUAGGGAAGAAGGCGGGAAGGAGCCAGGUAGGCAGUAAUCAGGGAAGAGAAGAUGCCAGGCGGUGGGCACAACCAGUGCAAAGGCCUUGAGGUGCAGCUUGUUCCAAAAACCAAAGGGGGAAGAAUGUGAUUAGAGCGCUUUUGAUAAGUUCCCACUGCAGGGUAAGAUCAGACUCACUAAGGAGUCAGAAAAGACUGGCCACAACCUCCAAGCAGCUGGGUAGGUGGGACAGGGGGUUCCCUGCCCAAGACACUGCUGUGAGUGGGGGUGGGAGCCGGACUCCACCUGCCCUUCCCAGACACCACGUGGAGUCUGACUUGGACCAUUCCCCCUACAGGAUCCUGGCUCGGAAGUGCACAAAGGCCAAGCCUCCGCCUUCAGAACUGGUGCGAUGGGUCAUGUGAGUCAGGGCAGAGGCUGUGGGUCCCCUCCCUGGGUCAUCUCUCCCAGGAGCCCAUAAGCUCUCUUUUCAGGUCUUAAGCACCUGCCCUGUAGCCCUUCUUAACCUGACAAGUUGACUGACUUGUCCUGAAGGUUCCCUGCUCCCCAGGAGGUUGGAGUGACCCCUCUUCUGAGAAGCCUGGAGCACUGUGAACACACAUGGCUGCCGAAGCUCAGACUGGCUUUAGUUCCAGCCUCACUGGGUCUUCUCGGGGCUCAGGCUACCCGGGCGGAAGGGAGGCUGGGUAAGACACCAACCAGCCCACGUGAGACCACCAAGGUACAAUCCCUCAUAUUCAACCUGGGCACACGGUGUCUGCCAACACUAACCAAUGUCUGCCAAGGUCAACCAUAAAUUGCCACCUUUAGACCAUUCUGCAGAGACCUCUGAAAGGGUCAUAGAAAGACAGUUAUGAGCAUAACAAAAUAUGAUUCUUGACUCAGAGUCAAAAGUUAUUUUCAAUUUCCUUUGCUCUUCUUUAUUUAGUACAAUAAUAAUCCUUAAAACCGAGGAGGCACACUAGGUAACUUUCAGCCGGGGCGGAGAGGGGGGGCCCUGUGUCCCUGUGUACAUAGCACACACUCCCACACAAUUCUUUUUUUUAAACCUCAGAGUCUUUUUUUGCAUUUGCUAAACCAUCUCACAAGACUUGGGCUGACAAGACUGGUCUCCUUUGGAUUAACUAAACCCAUGCCUCCCCACGAUAGGGACCCCAAGGGGUAUGGAGCCCCAAGACAACCCCAGGCUCUGAGCUACAAACCUCUCUUUCCAGAACUUCUCUGACACACCUUGGAAUUUCCCAAAUGUUGACAAAGAAGGCUGUUCCCGUUACAAGGACCAAUUAUAGAGCAAGCUGCCUAUAGUUAGAAAAUGCAAAGCCCUCACCCCCAGGCCUGCGUGUAGUGCUUUGUGUGCGGCCUGGGCAGCACUGGGCAGGGUUUGUGUUAGGUGCUAGGUGGGUCCGGGCGGCUGCUCCACUCUUGCCAAACGCUGCGUGUCCAAGGUCUGCAUGCUUGUUUUCCCAUUGCUGCGGAACACCCUGCCCACCCUCGCAGAAAAAGAGUCUUUUGUGCAGCACCCUUUAAAGGGUGGCUUGUCCCAUUCAGGUUCUCUCUCCUGGUGCCGGGUUGCAGGCAGGUUUAUCACAGCAUCGCCAUGAAGUCCAUCCCCUGCCUCUUGCUGGUGGCCUUGUCCUUCCUGGGGACUUUGGGGCAGGCUCCAAGGCAAAAGCAAAGACACGCUGGGGAGGAAUUCCAUUUCCAGACUCGAGGGAGAGAAUCCUGCACCGUGCGAACCAGUGGCUCGGGGCAAGGCGCUGGGGACGUCCGGCUCCGCGUCGACUGCCACAAUCAAACCCAGGCGUACUGGUGCGAGUACAGCGGGCGGCCCGGUGUGUGCCAGGCCUUCGUGGCUGACCCCAAGCCUUACUGGAACCAAGCUCUGCAGGAGCUGAGGCACCUCAGCCACCCGUGCCAGGGAGCCCCGGUACUGAGGCCGUCUGUGUGUCAGACAGCCGGGACCCAGGCGCACAUGCAGCAGGUGGCUUCCAGCCUCAAGAGUGGCCCAGCACCCAAGCAGCACCCCGAGACUGCCAGGGCUGGGAAGCCGUCUCCCAGGCCCGGGGUCCCAUCGAAACCCAUGAAAGCAAUUCAGCUGGGAAAGGACUCCGUGAAAAAUCUGGAACAAGCCAACCCCCCCACCCAACCCACGGUCAAGGCUACCCAGGCUGGACCCAGGUCCGCCGGGAAUGAGGAAGCAGAGAAGAAGGCCUGGGAGCACUGCUGGAAGCCCCUCCAGGCCCUGUGUGCCUUUCUCAUCAGCUUCUUCCGAGGGUGAAAUGAGCUGACUCCAGAAGAGAAUGAUCUCCUCCUGUGUUGUGAUGCUUUCAAUCUGAUGUUCUCACACUGCAGGAAAGGAACUUCUAAUCAGAUCCAACUGCACAAAUUCCUGAUCUGCAGCAUCUCUGAAGAUUGGGGAAGAAACCUUCCUUUCAGGAGUUUAUGGAGUUCAGCGGUGCCAUAGGCAACAGGUGCAGAGGAGCUCAAGAGCGACAAGCAUACACAUCUAUUUUUUACUUUUAGGAGUUUUGCUUUACUGAUCUGAGCCUUCUGUGAAAGUUUAUACAUGUAACACAUUCAUUAAUUUCCAGUGUAGCCUUCUGAACAAGACGUGAAUUUGUCCCGUUUCUUUGCAUGGCAACACAGACUUGUAGUUAGAGCAAGUUCAGUAAA